Polychytrium aggregatum is the source of this 690-nucleotide messenger RNA. RefSeq lists its product as uncharacterized. NCBI's taxonomy places the organism in Eukaryota, Fungi, Chytridiomycota, Chytridiomycetes, Polychytriales. Bases 1 to 690 code for a protein of 229 amino acids. Gene Ontology annotation, molecular function: protein binding. The record is from RefSeq and is a predicted model, not a curated record. The transcript is spliced from 2 exons.
AUGGCCAGGAUCCUCGAUAGCCAACGAAAUGUGACCCCGGCCAAGCUGGAGGUCAAGCGCCACCGAACCUUCCGCUUUCUGGAGAAGGCAACCAACACAAACCACACAAUGGCCCAGCUCCACUUGGCCGAGUGUUAUCACAACGGAUUCGGAGUCGACCGAGACCAAAUCAAAGCUGUCGAUAUGUUUCGCAGUCUUGCAGAACGUGGAAUCCCUCAGGCCCAUAUCGCUCUUGGCCGCUGCUAUGAGAGUGGCGAAGGUGUCGAUCAAGAUUUCGAUGUGGCCAUCGAGUGGUACUCCAAGGCCGCCGAUCAGGGCAGUGAAGAUGGUCGACUCCAUAUCAUAUUCCUCCGUGGAUGUGGCCACGUUGCAUCGGAAGACCGAGAAAAGUCAUUUGAGUGGUUCAGCAAGUCGGCCAACCAAGGCAACUCAUAUGGACAGUGGUGGAUUGGUGUGUGCUACAACAAUGGACACGGGGUCGCCGAGGAUUAUACCAAGGCAUUCGAGUGGCGCCGCAAGUCGGCCGAACAGGGAAAUCGGUACGGACAAAGCGAUCUCGGUGCCUGCUAUCAAUAUGGCUACGGUGUCCCUGUGGACGUCAAUGCCGCCGUUUUCUGGUAUCGCAAGUCUGCCGACCAGGGCCUCGACAUUGCUAUGAAUAGGCUCAAGAGGCUUGGAAAGUGGCCUUGA